CCAUCUUUCACCGCUGCCUGCACCUUACAUACUUCUUGCGUCGAUUGCGCGUUCGCUGCUCAGAAGCACCUGUUCGGAGUGUAUUCUUCACGCGACUAAGCUAUGAACUCGCUUUACAACUCUGCCCUGCGACAGGGUACGUCGAUACGGAAGGACCUUGAUGCACUUGCGGAGGGAUCCCAAACCUCGCCGGCGCUCAUAGGCCAAAUCAACGCCUCUCUAACCUCCUUUGCACGAACAAUAGAAGACUACAACAAGCUUGCCAAGCAGGAACUUGUCCCGGAGAAGCAGACAAAAGCCUACGAGCGCAUCAAGAACUUCCGCAGCGAGCAAGCAGAGUACCGUGACCGCUUCGAACGGCUGAAACAAGAGCUCGAGCAGCGCCAGACCACACUAGCAUCUUCCGAUCUUUCAGCGCGACGACCUCACAUGGCAGCCACGCCGGACAAUCCUUACGCACAUCACAACCCGUAUGCGCAAGCCGUGAACACCGCCACGAACCGAUACGGUGCCAGCAGCAACUUGUCCGCGUACGCUCCCCCCGUCGAGCCGACAAGGGAAGAACACGCGUUCCGCGAACAGACGUUUUUCCAGCAGGCGAGCAUGCAGAUGGACGAGUUUCUGGAGCGUGGAGCGGACGUGCUAGGCAGCCUUGGGCAGCAGAGAGAGAUGCUGAAAAACACGCAGAGGAAGCUCUACAGCGUGGGCAACACGCUCGGCAUUUCCGGAGACACGAUCCGCAUGGUCGAGAGGAGGGCCAGGCAGGACAAGUGGAUAUUCUGGGGUGGCGUGGUCGUGUUUUUCUUGUUCUGCUACCUGGUCUUGAAGUGGCUGCGGUAAGACCUCGAAACCGCGGGGAGGCAGGACGCGGAUCGGAAACUUUCAUCUGUACGAUAUGAGCUUGGGAUUGCAUAGCGCGGCGUUGGGACCGUUAGAUUUGAGCGGAUCAUUGGCUUUGACAAAAAUACACGACCUUUAAUCCAAAUUGAUGAAAGCUAUCGCUCAGAGGGCCGGCAAAUUCCUCAUCUAGCCUGUGACACUGAUUCUCUUCCGCGAGAUGGUUUUCCCUCAUUGCCAAUACCAGCUAUUCCGCUC
Molecule: messenger RNA, 1095 nt
Organism: Verruconis gallopava
Lineage: Eukaryota; Fungi; Ascomycota; Dothideomycetes; Venturiales; Sympoventuriaceae
Exons: 3
Coding region: 103-840 (245 amino acids)
Biological process (GO): endoplasmic reticulum to Golgi vesicle-mediated transport; vesicle fusion
Cellular component (GO): SNARE complex; late endosome membrane; Golgi apparatus
Molecular function (GO): SNAP receptor activity; SNARE binding
Source: RefSeq, a predicted model, not a curated record